GAAAGGAGUUGAGGUAAUUCAAAAUAACAGCUGAACUGUAGAAGCAAAAGUAAAAUGCCUCAACGUGAAUGUGGAUACUCCGAUAGACUAGUUGUGUACUCAGAUGUUGUGAUAGCAAAGUAGUAGAUUUACCUGAAGUUCAGACUGAACCGAGUAGGCCCACUUUUAGUGACCUUUAAUCAGUGUUAAUUACUAUUGAACAGUUGAAGAUAGAUCUGCAUGAUAAAACUGAUUAAAGGACCUGGCCCUUUCCAAUUGAUGGGAACUUCUACAGCAGCAGAUGUGUUCAGGGACCCCCUGCUCAUUCGAGAGACAUUGUUGAUAGGGGCUUUUGUUUUAGUUUUAUGGUACCUGUACAAACUGUUGUUGGCUCCCUUAUUCUCACCACUUCGAAAGAUACCAGGAUGUCCGUAUAUACCACUAGUAGGAAACAUGCUGGAAGCUCGUAAAGCAGAACCAAUGACAAAUGCAAUCAGGUGGAUGAAAAAGUAUAAAUCAAAGAUCAUUCGAUUUUAUUACUUUGGAGGGCAGGAGAGACUCUUGGUUGCAGAUCCAGAAGUCUGCCGACAAGUUUUGGUCACCAACAGCCGUAAUUACAAUCGAUCAGAUGUAUUAUCAUUGUUUAGGAAUUUAACAGGAUCAGUGCCCUUAUUUGUCCUGUCAGGAGAACCGCAUCAUGUGAUCAGAAAAAUAUCCAAUCCCGCCUUCUCUCCAGCCAUUUUGUUUGAUAUGAUCCCAGUAUUUCAAGAGAAGGCACUAAAUCUUAGCAUCAAAUGGGACAGUUUACUGAAAGAUGCACCGACUGAGCAUGCCGAUGUUCAACUUCAAUCCAAUCUGCAAACCAUGACCUUAGAUGUGAUUUGUGAAUGUGGUUUUGGGUACGAUACAAAUUUCCUGAAAUGCUCCAGCCCUCCUGAAGAAGAACUGGGUAUCCGUUCUAUGGUCAAUGGAGUGAGAGAGGGAUUUCUGGACUUUUUGCCGUUCUCUAAGUACUUUCCCACAAAAGCCAAGAAUAAAUUGCGUGAAGAUGUCAAAUUUACGAAAGCAUUGUCCGAGAAGAUUAUUGAAAGUCAGGAGAAAGAAAGCAUCCAUGGGUCCACGAAGAGAGAUAUUCUGACGGUGUUGAGCAGUGCUUGCGAUGCUGAAGGAUCCCAUUUAUCUAAACAAGAGCUGAUUGAUCAAAUUUUUGGAUUCCUUAUUGCUGGAUUUGAUACAACCAGUGUAGCACUCACUUGGACCCUUUUACAGCUCUCUGAGAAACCAGACCUGCAGGAAAGAGUCCGAGGAGAAAUUCUUUCUGUGUUUGGUCCUGAUUUAAACAGACCAAUAACUCAUGAAGAGUUGGAUGCACUGAAACUCACUACUGCUGUUAUUAAAGAAACUCAGAGAUUGUUCCCAGUCAUACCUGUGAUAUUCCGGACAGCAUUAACUGAUGACAAUUUUAAAGGUUACCACAUUCCAAAGGGAACAGUAGUGGGAUUGCACCUUGGUGCACUCCAUAGGUUAAAUUGGGACAAUCCUGAAGAGUUUGAUCCUAGUCGCUUCAUGCAACAGGAAAACCUCGGGUCGAUGACAUUCCUCCCUUUUUCAUACGGACCAUACAUGUGCAUAGGCCACAAGUUUUCCAUGAUGGAAAUGAAAACUGUGUUAUCAAUUUUACUAAGAAAAUUUUCUUUUGAACCCAAACCUGGAUACACGUACCGUAAAUUUCAGUCCAUUGUGUUGAGACCGAAUCCCUCGGCAGUUGUUCGAGUGAAACCUCAAAAUUGAGGAUUUAACUGAAAUAUUUGGUUUAAAUAUUGAUGAGAUGAACAAUGAUUCAAUAAAUAAAUGCUGUAUUUGUCACUGUUGUAGACAUGUAAACAGAUAGAGAGAAAUGUCAUGCUGUAAAGUUCAAACAUUAAUGAUUUUUAAAAAAAAUAUUUCUAGUGGAUUAUGUUUUACCAAACACAAAUGGCCAGUCAAACAAAGGUUUGACAAACACAAAGCUAUUAAAUUGAUUAAAAAUUC
Ostrea edulis (European flat oyster) is the source of this 2010-nucleotide messenger RNA. RefSeq lists its product as uncharacterized. Gene Ontology annotation, molecular function: heme binding; monooxygenase activity; oxidoreductase activity, acting on paired donors, with incorporation or reduction of molecular oxygen. The record is from RefSeq and is a predicted model, not a curated record. Bases 220 to 1770 code for a protein of 516 amino acids. Lineage: Eukaryota; Metazoa; Mollusca; Bivalvia; Ostreida; Ostreidae. The transcript is spliced from 12 exons.